Messenger RNA from Ilyonectria robusta, 1647 nucleotides. RefSeq names its product asparagine synthase-domain-containing protein. Lineage: Eukaryota; Fungi; Ascomycota; Sordariomycetes; Hypocreales; Nectriaceae. The record is from RefSeq and is a predicted model, not a curated record. Gene Ontology annotation, molecular function: asparagine synthase (glutamine-hydrolyzing) activity. The transcript is spliced from 4 exons. Bases 1 to 1647 code for a protein of 548 amino acids.
AUGUGCGGCAUCCAUGCUGCCAUUUCGUCGUCCCCCGACUCUGUCAUCUCGCCCGAGCUCACCCAAUGCCUUGCAAAGAGAGGCCCCGACCACACUGGAACUGUGCAGACGCAGGUCGCCAGUAGGGACCCAGAGCAAGCCGUGCGCUUCCUGACCUUUACGUCGACGGUGCUUUCACUCCGAGGCGACCACGUGGCCAAGCAGCCGCUCGUUGACGAUGCUUCCGGAUCCGUCCUCUGCUGGAACGGCGAGGCGUGGGGUAUUCGAGGAGAACCCGUCCAAGGAAAUGAUGGCGAGGCGGUCUUGGCCCUGCUGACUGAGGCGAGCCGUAGUGCGGCAGACUCAGAUGGCGUUCUCGAUGCUCUACGUGCAAUCGAAGGCCCAUUUGCCUUCAUCUACUUUGACAAACCCACAGAGCGCAUGUACUACGGCCGCGAUCGUUUGGGUCGCCGGUCGCUGCUUGUGAAAGCAGGCCGACCGUUUGUCCUAUCCAGCGUUGCAGAGACUCCGGCUGAAGGCUGGUUGGAGGUUGAGGCUGAUGGAUGCUAUGUACUUGCGCUGGACGAGGGUGACUUGGUUACUGACAUGAUACCUACUCGACAUGACUGGGCACAUGAUCCUUCCCUUGUGUCAAGCAUCGGAGUUUUCAAUACGGAGAUACCACAGGCACCCUUCAGGCUGGCUCUCAAUUCGAGGCCAGUCCAGGCCCUACAACAGCAUCUCAUUGAAUCGCUGAGACUUCGGGUCCUUGACGUGCCCUUGCCUCCUCAAGCGUCUGAUACAGAUGCAAGGAUCGCGGUUCUUUUCUCGGGAGGACUUGACUGUACCGUUCUGGCGCGGCUUUCCCACGAUCUAGUGCCCUUGAAGCAGUCGAUUGACCUGAUCAAUGUUGCAUUUGAGAAUCCCCGGAUUGGAGCUCAACACCCUGACUGUUCCCGAGACGAUCUUUACGAAAAAUGCCCAGAUCGGAUGACCGGGAGGAGCGCCUUUGCAGAACUUAGCAAAAUCUGCCCUGACCGAGCAUGGCGCUUCGUCGCGGUGAAUGUGCCUUAUACCGAGACCCUGGAACAAAGACCCGAGAUCGUACGAUUGAUCCACCCACACAACACGGAGAUGGAUCUCUCGAUAGGAUGUGCGCUUUAUUUCGCGGCAAGGGGGCAGGGACUCGGCGAAACAGUGUCGAAACCAGAACCCCAAUCAUAUUGCACGACAGCUCGCGUGCUUCUAUCUGGACUCGGGGCGGACGAACUCUUUGGAGGUUAUGUUCGACAUGCAACCGCGUAUUCUCGGCGAGGCUAUCCUGGUGUUGUGGAGGAAUUGAAGCUCGACGUGAGCCGGCUGGGCAAGAGAAAUCUUGGCCGAGACGAUCGAGUGAUGGCGCACUGGGGCCGAGAAGUGCGAUUCCCGUACCUGGACGAAGGAUUUGUCAAGUGGGCAAUCGAGUCGCCAGUCUGGGAGAAAUGCGACUUUGAAAACCAAACCGACGAGGUCGGAGUUGACCCUGAAAAACGGGUACUGCGACUGUUGGCUAGGUCCUUGGGGAUGGAUUCAGUUUCGCAGGAAAAGAAGCGGGCCAUUCAAUUCGGAGCUAGGACAGCCAAGAUGGAAAGCGGCAGGGUGAAAGGGACGACUCUUAUCUCAGGGUGA